Messenger RNA from Elaeis guineensis (African oil palm), 589 nucleotides. Its product is annotated as transcription factor TRY. Lineage: Eukaryota; Viridiplantae; Streptophyta; Magnoliopsida; Arecales; Arecaceae. Gene Ontology annotation, biological process: regulation of DNA-templated transcription; cell differentiation. Gene Ontology annotation, molecular function: transcription cis-regulatory region binding. Gene Ontology annotation, cellular component: nucleus. The record is from RefSeq and is a predicted model, not a curated record.
CAAUUGCGCCCUGUUAUUCCCCAGCCUCACCACUUAAGAUCCGUUGCCUUUCUCCUUUAUUCAAAUCCGAGACUCCUUGUGAGCCUAGACCCCUCUCUUUGUGGCUCUCUUCCUCUUUCCCUACUUAGGUUGUUGGCACUCUGACCUUGCUAUUUUGGCUCCCUAGGAGGUAUGGAUAAACGCCCUCGGAAGCAGGCCCGGACUUGCGGUUAUGACUCAGAAGAAGUUAGCAGCGAAGAGUGGGAGUUCAUCAACAUGACCGAACAAGAAGAGGACCUCGUCUAUAGAAUGUAUAGGCUUGUGGGUGACAGGUGGGAUUUGAUAGCAGGCAGGAUCCCUGGCCGGAAACCAGAAGAGAUAGAGAGGUUCUGGAUAAUGAGGCAUGGAGAAGCAUUUGCUGAGAAGAGAAACGGUAAAAGACGUCUAGCAGAAGUGCAGUUAAGCGAUUAGGAUGAGGCUGAAAUGUACCUUUACCCCUUCCUGCUUUUUUAGUUUCGCUAAACUAUGUGUUAUUUUUCAGAGAGAGUGUGUAUAUUUUUUUAUUUUAUUAAUUCAGUCCCGAGGGAAGGGUAUGUGUCUCCUUUGCGAA